Daldinia caldariorum is the source of this 1308-nucleotide messenger RNA. RefSeq lists its product as uncharacterized. The coding region runs from base 1 to 1308 and encodes 435 amino acids. NCBI's taxonomy places the organism in Eukaryota, Fungi, Ascomycota, Sordariomycetes, Xylariales, Hypoxylaceae. The record is from RefSeq and is a predicted model, not a curated record. The transcript has a single exon.
AUGGGCUCAGCAUCUCAAGACACUUACACCCUCCCCCCCGCCACGUCCCCGUCGCUGGGCCUCGCGCACCCCACGGACGCCGAGAAGCGGCGUACGUGGGCUCUCAACCACACGCACUGGGGCGGGGCGCUCACCCUCGAGCAGUACCUGAAGCGGGAGGCGUAUUUCACCACCAUCCCGCUGACGCGCGACGGCGGCAUGACACACUGGAUCCUCACGGACUCGGCGUGGUCGCCGGCGGCCGCAACAGAUAGUAGCACCCGACCUGUCCUCGCUUCAUGCGAGUCUAUCCGGAAGCGCGUGCUAGUCGCCUACUCAAAUCCCGACCCGGGCGCAGAUUCCACCACCGCCGCCGCGGCGACGGUCCACGAGCGCGUGGGCCACGGCAUCGGCUCCGUCUUCACGUACCCGGAGUUCCGGGGGAACCGGUACGCGGCGCGCAUGCUAAGCGACCUCGGCCCUUGGCUGCGGAAGUGGCAAGCGCAGGACGGCCGGGACGCGGCGUGCUCCGCCCUGUGGUCGGACAUCGGCAAGCAGUACUACGCGAAGAAGGGCUGGGCCGCGUUCCCGAGCCUCCACGCCGAAUUCCUGGUCCCGGUCCCGGUCUCGGUCUCGGUCGACGGGAAAGAGAGCGGACGAGAAGAACAGGAGGAAGAAGAAGAAAGCGAAAGGGGGAAGGGGGAGGGGGAGGGGGAAAUCACCCCGAUAUCAUACGAUAACCUGGAACCCCUCUGCCAGCGGGACGAACAGCUGCUAAAGGAGAGACUCCUGCGCACGGCGCGCGCAACCCGCCGCACAAGCGCCGCUUUCGCGCCCGACCACGACACGCUCCGGUGGCACCUCUACAGGGACGAUUACAUAUCCUCAGUGCUUUUCAAGACCGCCGCUCCGUUUGCGCGGGGCGCGAUAGCCGGUCCCGAGGGCCGUCGCGUCUGGGCCGUCUGGGCGAGGAGCUACGGCGGGAUCGGCGCCCCGGCCGACAACGUCCAUAAGAACAAGCUGUAUAUCCUGCGGCUGGUUAUCGAGCCGGAGGCUUCCGAGGAGAUGAAAGAGGUUCCGAGUAAUGAUAUACAGGAGGCGUUCACAGCCGUGAUGCAAGCUGCACAGAGAGAGUCAUCCCGGUGGCAUUUGGGGAAAGUCGACUUAUGGAAUCCAUCGACUAUAGUUAAGAAAUUGAUCGACCAGAGUGGUUUACAGCAUCGUUGGGUAGAGCGGGAUGAAGAUAGCAUACCUAGUAUGAUGUGGUACGGAGACGAGGAUGUUCGCAAUGUCGAGUGGGUUGCGAAUGAAAAAUACUGCUGGUGUUAA